Molecule: messenger RNA, 486 nt
Organism: Portunus trituberculatus (swimming crab)
Lineage: Eukaryota; Metazoa; Arthropoda; Malacostraca; Decapoda; Portunidae
Exons: 3
Coding region: 16-486 (156 amino acids)
Source: RefSeq, a predicted model, not a curated record
UACCGAAUAAACUAUAUGAGUGAUCCCAAUCCCAAUGCACAGCCGUGGGUGAGGGAACAGUCCUGCGUGGUGGAUGUCACUCUCACCUGCCUCCGCCUCCACAGGACCACAGCAUCACAGCUCCGCCUGGGACACAGAAACAGCUUGCUUGCCUCGCCCUCCGCCUCCGCCUGGCUGUGUCAGAGUGUCUGCUGGCUACACAGCACACAGCACACACAGGGAGCGUUGCAGCCCUGGUGGUGGUGCGGCUCAGUAUCUAUUUGUGGAGGUGCCCGGCAGAGUGAAGGCUGCACGCCCUGCUCACCGCCAGCCAAUCUUGUGUCCCACUUCCCUAUCCCCUGCACUCCAUGGCAUGUUUGGCAGGAGUCCUUUCUCUCAGUACCUGAUCCCUGCCAGCAGCAUGGACACAGCCUUCACACAGUUUUCAACAAUUAUGAGUUUGAGUUAAGAAAUUUCCUGAAGUCUUCCUCACCAAACACAGCCUGA